AUGGCACCUUUGGCGGGGGGUGCCCCGGGGCGCCUGCGGCGCCAUUGCCAGUGUGUUUUUAAGAAGAAAAUUGGAAUUGUGGAUUUUAUGAAAGAGAAGAUCAAGCUCAUCCCCAAGUCAUCCUCACCGCCCCUGCUGACCUGUGAGAUCCAUCAUCACCGUUGGCUCCAUCAUCCCAACGUUGUCCAACUCUAUGAUGUCAUCGCAAGUGAACACUUGAUCUGGCUGAUCACCGAGCUCUGUUCCGGCGGCGAGCUAUUUGAUUACCUGGUCAAAAAGACCUGGUUUACCAAGUUCGAGGCCUGUCGUCUCUUUGGCCAGAUCUGUCUCGGCCUUGGCUAUGUCCACGGCAAGGGUGUCGUCCAUCGGGACCUCAAGCUGGAGAAUGUCCUACUAGAUGAAGGCUGUAAUCCGAAGAUGGCCGACUUUGGGGGGCCACAUGAGCAGAUUGCUCAACGUCUCCGUGCUCUGAAGGGCUCCCUGAAAAAGUUAGGGUUAAAGGUGCGCGCCCUACCCCCUUUUGCGGAAAAAGGGCGUACACGGGUGCGCGGGGAAACCGGCAUCCGCACCCGCAUCCGCAUCCGCCAGCGGGUAUCCCCCCGCCUUAGCGGGUAUCCCCCCGCCUUAGCGGGUAUCCUCGGAUACUCGCCCUUUAAAGGGCCGGCGAGGGACCGGCUGGAAGGGUUUCCUUCCAGCCAGCAAGGUGAAUGCUUGACGGCUGGAAGGAUUUCCUUCCAGCCGGCGAGCAGCCAGCUUGCUGGCGGGCAGGAAACCCUUCCAGCCGGUCCCUCGCCGGCCCUUUAA
Messenger RNA from Puccinia graminis f. sp. tritici CRL 75-36-700-3, 804 nucleotides. RefSeq names its product CAMK/CAMKL protein kinase. Gene Ontology annotation, biological process: intracellular signal transduction; protein phosphorylation. The record is from RefSeq and is a predicted model, not a curated record. The transcript has 3 exons. Lineage: Eukaryota; Fungi; Basidiomycota; Pucciniomycetes; Pucciniales; Pucciniaceae. Bases 1 to 804 code for a protein of 267 amino acids. Gene Ontology annotation, molecular function: protein serine/threonine kinase activity; ATP binding.